Molecule: messenger RNA, 1548 nt
Organism: Pestalotiopsis fici W106-1
Lineage: Eukaryota; Fungi; Ascomycota; Sordariomycetes; Amphisphaeriales; Sporocadaceae
Exons: 2
Coding region: 1-1548 (515 amino acids)
Molecular function (GO): heme binding; iron ion binding; oxidoreductase activity, acting on paired donors, with incorporation or reduction of molecular oxygen
Source: RefSeq, a predicted model, not a curated record
AUGGCGCUAUCAUAUUUAUUGCUUUUUGAAACAGGUUUGAUAUUGGGGGUCGGGGCUAUAAUCUACAAGAUCAUAUACAACCUCUUCUUUUCGCCCCUGAAACAAUUCCCAGGGCCGCUCCUCAACGCAGCCUCCAGUCUUCCCUACGACAUUGCCUGCGCCAGGGGCUCAGCCGUGCGCGUCCUGACCAAGCUCCACGACCAAUACGGCCCCAUCGUGCGCACACGGCCCAACGAGCUGUCGUAUCUCGAGGGCUACACGUGGAGGGAUGCCUAUGGGUUCCGGCCGGGCCACGCCGAGUGGUUCAAGGGCGACUCCUUUAGCUACCCCAACGGCAGCCCGGGCAUCAUUGGCGCGCCCAGGGAGGACCACCGGCGCAUCCGGCGCAGUCUCGCCCACGUCUUUUCGAGCCAGGGCCUCCGCGACCAGUCGCCUCGGAUCCUCGAGUACGCCGACCAGCUGCUCGCCGCGCUGGCCAAGCACGCCCAGUCGGGCCCCGUGGACGUCGUCCAGUGGUUCAGUUGGACCACCACCGACGUGAUUGGGGAUCUCGCCUUUGGCGAGGCGUUUGGCGCCCUCAAGGACGAGAAGCAGCACGAGUGGAUGUCUCUGAGCUUCAAGCUUCUGCGCCCCGCCGUCUUGAUUGGUAUCCUUGAGAGGUGGCACAUUAUCGCGCUCGCCGCCAUCCUGUUACCUUCGGAUGUCCUUGGCGGCGUGCAGGAUAAUGCAAAGUACAUUUCAGAAAAGGUCAAGAAGCGGCUCGCUUACGGCAAGGACCGCGGUGAUUUCUUUGACCGCCUGCUCAAGAAUGGGCUCGUCGUCGAUAGCGAAAAGGGGUUCCGACAUACGGCCGAUGGCCAAGAGGGCUUCACGGUCGAGGAGCUCGAGAGCAGCGCCCAGGACCUUGUGUUUGCCGGAUCAGAGACCACGGCCACGCUACUCUCGGGUACCGUGUACUUUCUUCUGCAGAACCCUCAGGUACUUGACAAAGUGGCCGCCGAGGUACGCACUGCCUUUUCCAAGGAAGAAGACAUUACGGUUGCUUCAACCGAGCCCAAAUUCCUCCCAUACAUGGAUGCCGUGCUCAACGAGUCGAUCCGCAUCUACGACCCCGUGCCCACCUUUGGGCCUCGCGUGGCUCCCAAGGGGGGAGAUACGAUGAAUGGCAUUUUUCUUCCCGAAGGCACACGCGUAUUCGUGCCCAAAUAUGUCUCGAACAGGUCACCACUCAACUUUGCCAGGCCGUUGGAAUUCAUACCUGAGCGUUGGUAUCCCAAAGGCCAGGGGCGUCCGGAAGAGUUUGACAAUGACAACCCGACGGGAGCGUGGCAGCCGUUCAGUUAUGGGCCGCGCAAUUGCGUUGGCAUGAAUCUGGCCAACGCUGAGAUGCAUUUGAUUUUAGCCAAACUGCUCUGGCGAUUUGAUCUGUGCCUCCCAAAUAUGACGGAGAAGGAAAAGCACGAAUGGGAUCACUGGGUCGAGAGGCAAGAUGUUUGGUUCCUUUGGGUUAAGCCGCCGUUAUUCGUCGAUCUCAAGGCAAGGCAAUAG